AUGGCAGAUGCAUCGAGGUAUUCAUCAGAUCUGCUUUCCAUCCCCGGGGUAGCGUUCGAUGUAAAGAUUUCAGACCCCGCGGAACGAAUCAGAGCAUAUAUUCGGGGCUAUGCCUCUCCAGCAUCAGCCGAUGGCCAAGAUGCGAUGGACGAUAAGUUGAUGCGCGAUCAAAUAACCCUUGUCUCUGUAAGCAGUUGCGAAGAGGAGACGAUGGCAAUUUUUCUGGUAAAAGGCGGCUCAAACUUAUCAAACAGGCUGGGAAAUUUACACGGCGGCGCGAUAUCGCUCAUCUACGACAUGUGCACAACCAUGUGUGCGGCCCCUCUGGCAAGAGAGGGCUUCUGGGAAUUUGGAGGCGUAUCUCAAAAUUUAUCCGUCACGUUUUUGCGACCAGCAAAGGCGAAUAGGCAAAUAUUGGUCAAGUGCCAAGUCUUGAAGAUCGGGAAACGGCUUGCCACAAUACGAGGCGAGAUGAGAGAUAAAAUAAAUGGAACUCUCUUGUCAGUUGCUGAACACACCAAGGCGACUGUGUCGUUCGUUUCGUCGAAAGCGGCUCUAUAG
Messenger RNA from Clonostachys rhizophaga, 561 nucleotides. The record is from the annotation of a GenBank genome assembly. Lineage: Eukaryota; Fungi; Ascomycota; Sordariomycetes; Hypocreales; Bionectriaceae.